Exophiala oligosperma is the source of this 1034-nucleotide messenger RNA. RefSeq lists its product as uncharacterized. Lineage: Eukaryota; Fungi; Ascomycota; Eurotiomycetes; Chaetothyriales; Herpotrichiellaceae. Bases 85 to 927 code for a protein of 280 amino acids. The record is from RefSeq and is a predicted model, not a curated record. The transcript has a single exon.
CAUCGCUACUCUUUGAAUCAUAUCUCUAAACUUAUCUGUUUCAUCAAUACACGAGCUUUUUCCUUCGCGGGACAUUAGAAAAAAAUGCUUACUCAGAUUCUUCUCUUAACCGGGGCCAGCCUUGCCUUGGCCCAGUCCGCCACCACGGCGGCCCUUCCAGCAGGAAGCCCCAUCACCAUCGUCGGAGGUUCGUACAAUGGCCAGCAGAUAGCCGGAAAGCACGUCGGUGCGGCUCAGAACUACCAAGUCGCACUGUCACAGCGUACCGGCAGCAGCGUCGUCUCCGGAGGCGACCAAUUCUAUUUCAACUCAACGUCCAACUUGUUCAUGGACACGACGGUCGUGUCGGGGCAAGGACUACCUUGCUACGUCAUCAAACAAUCCGAAAUCUCAGGCAAUGCCGGUCCUCUCGAAUGUGGUGCGGCCACUGAUGCCUCCUACCCCAUGGCCGGCUCGCUGGGCAACGACGGUACCGUCCAGAUCACCGGCGUCCAAAGCUGGUGGGUAUGCUCGGUCAACGCCACUCAGCCAUACGGCGUCAUCCCUGCCACCGUCGUGGGCGGCUUCUCAUCUGCCGUACCAAGCGGACCUGGCAUCACCAACUGCGAGGCCAUCACUGGCCUGAAACUGGGCGGCGGCGGCAGCAGCUCAACCACGUCUUCUCCAGUCCCACCACCAACAUCGUCGGUCACCUCGACGCCCGCACCUCCUCCUUCCACCACCAACUCAGGCAAUAACUGGGGCACUUCAACCACAAUGACUUCCGCCGCGCCGGUGACUACCACUAUGUCCAUGCCACCCUCAUCUUCCUGGGGCUCGCAAACUCAACCCGCACCGUCUACGUAUACUGGAGGUGCCGCACCCGCAUGGAAGGACAUCUCGAAGGUGGGCAUGGUGAUUGCUGGUGGUGUGGCUAUGCUUCUUUAAGAGACACAUACGGUGAAAGUGCUUCUAGAGAUCUGACUUUUAUUCUGUCUGAUACAGUAGAUACCUAUUUUUGUCAUACAAAUAUUAAUACUGCAAACUUGAAAAAA